UCAGGGUCAGCACAUAGCUGUCCACGUGUACUGUACAUGACAAGAGGAACUGGGCUGUGGAAAAACCAAAUUAAAAAAAUUCAAUUCCAUGGUUCAAAUAGAUUGCCUUUCCUCUUCUUGAUAAAGUUUUGUAGGUGCAGCCUGAUUCUGGCUUGAAUUAGCACCAGUUCAGAAAUCACAUGAUGUGACUGUGACAAACCAAACUUGUUGAAGCAGUCUGGAUCUGACAAUGAGGCAAGUAAACACACCAGAGGGACGUCAUUGACAGUCUCUAUGGAUACCAACCCGAUGACUUGAGAUUACAUCACUUUUGACAAAACCUCUUUAUAACAGUGGAGGCAAAGGGCUGAAGUCUUCUGGCAGAAGGGUGGCUGCUGGGCAUUUGGUUGCUGCAGCAAAAUAAAAGAAAAUAAAAGGUAGUAUUAAAAUGUUACAAUUAUUUAGCUAUUUAAAAUUUCAAUUUUAUCUUCAGUUUUAGAGAUCUGCUAUCUUUUAUAAACUACCUUCUGAGCUCUCCCUCCUCUUUUUGCAUGUGCAGAAAAUUUAACUGCUCACUGAUGUCUUACUGUAGAAAGACCUUUGACAUGUGGCAAAUCAGCUUUUGCUUGUUUUGUUGCAGGUGAUGGAAAACUACACAUUCAACAGCUUUACCCUCCAGCUGGAGGGAUUAAAGAUCACUGAAGUUUCCAUGUAUCCCAUCUUUCUCUUUUUCUUUGUCUCCUACCUGAUUAUUAUAUUAGCCAAUGUAGGCAUUGUAGUCCUAGUUUUCAUUGACACGAGCCUUCAUCAGCCGAUGUAUCUUCUUUUUUGCAACUUGCCAGUCAAUGACAUCAUAGGAAACUCUAUCAUGGUGCCUCGUUUGCUUGUAGACUUGUUGCGGCCUCCCUCUGAGCGCCUCAUCAGUUAUUAUGAAUGUGUGGUCCAAGCGUUCACCACCCACAUGUUUGGUACCACGUCUCACACUGUGCUCAUGAUUAUGGCCUUUGACAGAUUCAUGGCUAUCUGCAAUCCACUGCGUUAUGCUGCCAUAAUGACCACCAAAAUGGUGAUUAAGCUGACAGUUGCAGCCUGGGGUGUGGCCUUCAUUUUGGUGGGGAUUCUGCUCGGUCUGACCAUACGGCUCAACCGAUGCAAGACUCUGAUAACAAACCCCUUCUGUGACAAUGCGUCCUUGUUUAAGCUCAGCUGUGACAGUGUGUUUAUCAAUAAUGUCUAUGGUCUUACUUUCACUGUAGUCCUGUUCACAGGUUCUAUAGGCAGCAUGGUUCUCACCUAUACUAAGAUUACAGUAGUCUGUCUGACCAGUAAGAACAAGUCUUUAAACAGUAAAGCCCUGAGGACCUGCAGCACCCAUCUCUUUGUGUACCUAGUUAUGUUCUUGUGUGGAAUGCUCAUCAUCAUCCUGCAUCGCUUUCCUCAGUACUCAGACUACAGAAAACUCUCUGCCAUUUUGUUCCAUAUUAUUCCUGGUAGCCUGAAUCCCAUCAUUUAUGGGGUUCAGUCUAAAGAGAUACGAAAAUUCCUGUCAAAAUUGUUUCAGGUCAGAAAGGGUUUGCUGUCAUUUUAAUGUCAAACAUCAUUCAGCAGAAAUGUCUUUGUCUUUGCUUUUUUGCCCGAACAUUUUUAAGUUUUCCUUUAUUGACAUUUCUGCUAACAACCUA
This is a messenger RNA of Scatophagus argus, 1661 nucleotides long. Its product is annotated as olfactory receptor 146. Gene Ontology annotation, biological process: G protein-coupled receptor signaling pathway. NCBI's taxonomy places the organism in Eukaryota, Metazoa, Chordata, Actinopteri, Scatophagidae. Bases 623 to 1567 code for a protein of 314 amino acids. The transcript has a single exon. The record is from RefSeq and is a predicted model, not a curated record. Gene Ontology annotation, cellular component: membrane. Gene Ontology annotation, molecular function: olfactory receptor activity; G protein-coupled receptor activity.